This is a messenger RNA of Cheilinus undulatus (humphead wrasse), 2730 nucleotides long. It is a transcript of the gene usp49, whose product is annotated as ubiquitin specific peptidase 49. The record is from RefSeq and is a predicted model, not a curated record. Gene Ontology annotation, molecular function: zinc ion binding; cysteine-type deubiquitinase activity. The transcript is spliced from 7 exons. Gene Ontology annotation, biological process: protein deubiquitination. The coding region runs from base 419 to 2458 and encodes 679 amino acids. Lineage: Eukaryota; Metazoa; Chordata; Actinopteri; Labriformes; Labridae. Gene Ontology annotation, cellular component: cytoplasm.
GCAGUCUAGCCUCAGUUGGGUAUUGUUCCAUGUGGCCUCGGUGGGUGGACGGACGGACGGUCCACCGUGCUGCCUGUUGUUCAGCCAAUCCGCCAAUGAGAGCCCGUCUGCCGCUCAGUCCCAAUCCAAUGAGAGCGACGGGGUCUGGACUCGGAUCGAGAGUUGGGUUGUUCAAUCUGUGAGGACAACAACCAGCUCUGAGUGUACCAACCGGAUGGAUGUUGGCGAUGAGAGUUCCUGUUGAUGCUGAUGGUGGCAGCAGACAUGGAUGACCUUGCUGGACUUUGGAUUUGAGUUCACUUCAGAUGGUGUGAUGUACUAUCCAAAACCUGAUAAAGCAAACUACUUUUGCAAAUGAGUUCCUGCUUGGUUACAGGACGCGUGUCCUAUCACUGAGGCCACAUGUGUAUCUGGAGAGAUGGAUCGUUGUAAGCACGUGGGACGCCUUCGUCUGGGCCAGGACCAUUCUAUCCUCAAUCCACAAAAAUGGCACUGUGUCGACUGCAGAACGACCGAUUCAGUGUGGGCCUGCCUCAAGUGUUCCCACGUGGCCUGUGGACGUUUCAUGGAGGAGCACUCACUCAAACACUUUCAGGAGUCUCAACACCCUCUGGCUAUGGAGGUGCGUGAGCUGGAUGUCUUCUGUUUUGCCUGUGGAGACUAUGUUCUCAAUGACAAUGCUGAGGGUGACCUCAAACUCCUCAGAGGAGCGCUCUCUACUGUUCGCAGCCCAGGUAGACGCUCACUCCGCUCCUCCACUGGGGGGGACUGCACCCCCUGGGUUGGAGACAGUGGGCCACAGCCCGCCAUGCAGCUGGCUCUGCGUCACAGGAGGAAAGCACUUCUCGGGAAGAUGUUUCAGGUGUGGUUCAGCAAACACCAGGAACUGCAGGACAAACGUAAAGAGAAACUUGAGGAAGCUAGAAGACAAAAGAAAGAGGUAAAAAGGAGACUCAUGGAAGAGCUUGGUAAUGUCCCACCCAGAAAGAGUGCUAGGCUUCUCACUCAGGCGCCACGUUCAACCAUCACACUCAUUCCUCGCAAAUUUCGCGACCCUCCAGAACGCCUACCUCCACACCCUCCUCCCAAGAAGCCUUCCCUCUUAACCCUGACCCGUAAGAGUCCUCAGAAUGGCAGAGCUGCUAAACUGAGGAGAUACUACUCCACACACACGGUAACCCGCCGGAGACUGGCUCCAGGUGUCACUGGUCUGCGCAACUUGGGAAACACAUGCUACAUGAACUCAAUAUUGCAAGUGCUGAGCCACCUGCAGAAAUUCAGGGAGUGUUUUCUCACUUUGGACCUGUGUGAGACUGAGGAGCUGCUGGCCAAGACCAAUCACUCCCCAGGGAUGAAAGGUGUGACAGGAGGUGUAGUCAGCAGUGGUAACACAUCACUGGCAGGAUGCCCUCUUGGACGUAUAGGGAGGGCGGGCAGUUGGAACUUGCCCUUGGGCAAAAAAGAAAGUGUCCCACCUCCCCCACAGGCUGCAGAGUUGGUCCAGCCCAAGGAGUCCCGCUGCUCCACCCGCCAGCAGAUGUCUCUGUGCCAUGAAUUACACACACUUUUCAGGGUAAUGUGGUCAGGCCGGUGGUCUUUAGUGUCCCCUUUUGCCAUGCUGCACUCCGUGUGGAACCUCAUCCCAGCCUUUAGGGGCUAUGACCAGCAGGACGCUCAGGAGUUCUUGUGUGAGCUCCUGGACAAGGUGCAGCAAGAGCUGGACACAGAGGGGUCCAAACGCAGGAUAGUUAUCCCGAUCACAAAGAGGAAGCUAUCCAAGAAAGUGCUAAAGGUUCUUAACACCAUUUUUCAUGGGCAGCUACUCAGCCAGGUUACAUGUCUGUCCUGUAAGCACAAGUCUAACACAGUCGAGCCAUUCUGGGAUUUGUCUUUGGAGUUUCCAGAGCGAUACCACAGUAUAGACAAAAGCUCAGGCUCCACAGCGUACCAACGCAGCUGCACCCUCACCGAGAUGCUGUCCAAGUUUACCGAGAUGGAGGCUCUUGAAGGCUGCAUCUAUGCCUGCAACAGCUGCAACAAGAGAAGACGGAAAUCAUCCCACAAACCCUUAGUUCUGUCAGAGGCACGUAAGCAGCUUCUGAUCUACCGUUUACCUCAGGUUCUACGGCUGCACCUCAAACGCUUCAGAUGGUCAGGGCGGAACCAUAGGGAGAAAAUCGGCGUCCAUGUGGCCUUUGACCAAGUUCUGAACAUCAAACCAUACUGCUGCACAGGCUCAGGUCACUCUGUCCACAGAGGAGGCUACACCUACGAUCUAUCUGCUGUAGUUAUGCAUCACGGUAAAGGCUUCGGCUCAGGGCACUACACUGCAUACUGCUACAAUACAGAAGGAGGUUUCUGGGUCCACUGUAACGACUCUGAGAUGAAGGUUUGCAGUGUGGAGGAGGUGUGCAACACUCAGGCCUAUAUUCUCUUUUACACCCAGAGGUCUGCCUAGAUACCUCUCGCUGUGAUGUCGACCUGUACGCAGCAGCCGAUGGCUGCAUUUAUGAAAAUGUUCUCUUGAUGUUUUCCCAGAUGUCAUAGAAACAAUCACUUUAAAUCCACUUCCUAAAAAAGACUGAAACGAGGGCAGUAGGACAGCCUCAUUUAUGAGGCAAGGUGAAAGUUUUAGCAGAGUAUUUCAGAUGAGAAAGAGGAUAGUAUACAUGCUGUAUUGUUGCCAAGGAAAUACUAUUGGUGAUCUGAAUUAAAAUGUUCUGAUUGACA